Molecule: messenger RNA, 904 nt
Organism: Dioscorea cayenensis subsp. rotundata (Guinea yam)
Lineage: Eukaryota; Viridiplantae; Streptophyta; Magnoliopsida; Dioscoreales; Dioscoreaceae
Product: disease resistance protein UNI-like
Exons: 3
Coding region: 162-554 (130 amino acids)
Source: RefSeq, a predicted model, not a curated record
UUGAGGGCUUGUGCAAAGAAAAAAGCCAUGAGGAAACCCUCAAAAACUUGAGAAAGCUAGAUAUUUAUGAGUGUGAUAAGUUGAAGUAUCUGAUACCAAAUGAUUUGCUUGUGAACAACCUUAAAAAUCUCGAAGAAAUAAUAAUUCGACGUUGCGAAGAGAUGGAGGGUAUAAUUUCAUGUAAGACUAGUGCAAGUUCAACCGUGGCUACCCUUCCAAAGUUUAAGAAAUUGUCGUUGUCGGACUUGCCAUCGUUAACAAGUAUUUACCAUGGGAAAUUGGUUUUUGAUUCACUUUGUGUAAUGGAGAUAGACGAUUGUCCCAACUUGAAGAAGCUUCCAUUCUUGAUAAACAAGGAGCGGCCUCUUGGCAUCAGGAUUGUGGUGAGCGAAGAAUGGUGGGAAAGGUUGGAAUGGGAAGAUGCAAACUUGAAAGAACUUCUUCAACCUUUCCUUGACCCAGAAGCUUCCAGAAGCUUCCGGCUACCGAAGUAUCAAUUAAAACAGACGAUCAAGAAAGGACUUUGGAGUGAAUUAGAUGGCAGAAAUUUUUAAGAGAGAUGUUAGGGGCAUUGUUAGCAUGAUAAGUUAUUUUUGGAAAGAUGAUUUAGCAUAUAAUUAGGAUAUGCGGCUUUUGUAUAGUAUUUUUCAAGUUUAAAUCAUUAUUUGAAUAAAAUCUCUAAAUUUUGCAAUGAGAGCUAUGAUGGAUAAUAAAAGUUAUUUUAACAAAAAAACAUAUUUGAUUUAUGUAUAUGGUUCAUUGAUAAUGGAAACUUGCAAGUUUUUGAAUAUGCACCAACAAGAACAACAUCAAAUUUCAAUGGUUUGAAAUUAAAUUAGUAGGUAUGCAAUGUGAAUGGACAUUGAAUCAACAUUUUACCCCCACCCAUAAGGGCAUGCUCUGG